Auanema sp. JU1783 is the source of this 2241-nucleotide messenger RNA. Lineage: Eukaryota; Metazoa; Nematoda; Chromadorea; Rhabditida; Rhabditidae. The record is from the annotation of a GenBank genome assembly.
AUGGGUUAUAUGCAGCCUGUCCUUUAUGCGGUUUCGGCGUCCGCGGCCUUCGCUACUAUCUCGGCCAUUGCUUUCGUCAUAACAAUGUACAAUGAUAUAACUAACUUCCAAGAUGACAUAACUAAAGACUUGGUUGAGUUCAAAGAACAUGCUAAUUUUGCUUGGGAGCAUAUGGUAAACUCUCAAGAAAUGCGAACAGCUUCUGACCGACUUGAUAGAUUCAGAAGACAGCAGUAUCAAACUGGCGACGCCGCUGCUUUGGGAGGCAUCACAGCUAAACCUGCAGCAGCAAAGCAAAAAUGUAAUUGUGGUCCAGCUGCAAAGAACUGCCCACCUGGACCCCCUGGACCAGCUGGAGAGCCUGGUGAGGAUGGUGAGCCUGGGCUACCUGGACAAAAUGGCAAUGCUGGGUUAGCUGGAGAAGUAGAAGCUGACCCGAUUCCGAAAGAUGAGGGAUGUAUCAAAUGUCCUACCGGAGCUCCAGGUCCUGCUGGACCAGAUGGACCUCCUGGACCCCCUGGACCAAACGGAAACCCAGGUACUGAUGGAGCAGGCGGAGAAUCCGGAGCUGCAGGACCUGCUGGUCCUCCAGGUCCUCCAGGACCUGAUGGUCAACCUGGUGCCCCCGGAACUGAUGGUCAACCAGGAGCUCCAGGAACUAAGCAAACUAAUUCUCCUGGGCCUGCUGGACCUCAAGGUAGUCCAGGACCUGCUGGAAAUGCCGGAGAAAAUGCACCAGCUGCUGAUUCACCACCGGGACCUGCCGGACCUCCAGGACCUGCCGGAAACAACGGCUCGCCUGGAUCUGAUGGCCAACCCGGAUCUCCUGGUGCUGAUGGACAACCCGGAAGUGAUGCUGCUUAUUGCCCUUGUCCUCCACGUACCGCUGUCAUAAGCUCAGCUAUAGAGGGAGCAGUAGUUUCUGUUGAUGCUCCUACUGGAGCCACUGACGCUGAGAUUGCUAGUUCAGCCUAUCCUCUGCCUGCUGUAACUGAAGGUGUGGAGACUCCACAGCCUACUGCUCCUGCCGUUACCGGCACAUCCUAUUCACAAACUGGUUCUGCUUCAUCAAUAGAUACAGCUUUACCGCUAGGUGGAGCCCUACCACCGAUUCCUCAAGCUCCAACGCCAGUGGCUGAAAUUCCAACGCCAGCGGCUGAAGUUCCAACGCCAGUGGCUGAAAUUCCAACCCAAGCUGCUGAAGCUCCCACACCUGUAGCAGAUGCUCCUCCUCCAGUUGUUGAAGCUCCUACACCAGCUGCAGAAGCUUCUGCCCCCAACUCUGAAGCUUCCGAACCAGUUGCAGAAGCACCCGAACCAGUUGCUGAAGCUCCCGUACCAGCUGCUGAAGUUCCCGCACCAGCUGCUGAAGUUCCCGUACCAGCUGCUGAAGCUCCCGAACCUGUUGCUGAUGCUCCUGAACCAGUAGCUGAAGCUCCCCAAGGGCCAGUACCUCCUAUCGUAGAGCCUCCUCCACCCAUCGAUACUAGUGUAGAAUCUCCAUCUUAUAAGGAAGCUACUAGACUCCCAGAAGUUCCGGAGGCGCAACCUGCUGAUGCCGCUCCAGUUCCUGAGGCCCAACCUGCUGAGACCGCUCCGGUUCCAGAGGCUGCUCCAGUUCCAGAGGCUGCUCCAGUUCCAGAAGCUGCUCCAGUUCCAGAAGCUGCUCCAGUUCCAGAGGCUGCUCCGGUUCCAGAGGCUGCUCCGGUUCCAGAGGCUGCUCCGGUUCCAGAGGCUGCUCCGGUUCCAGAGGCUGCUCCAGUUCCUGAGGCCGCACCAGUUCCAGAGGCUGCUCCAGUUCCAGAGGCUGCUCCAGUUCCAGAGGCUGCUCCAGUUCCAGAAGCUGCUCCGGUUUCAGAGGCUGCUCCGGUUCCAGAGGCUGCUCCAGUUCCUGAGGCUGCUCCUGUUCCUGAGGCUGCUCCUGUUCCUGAAGCUGCUGCUGUUCCAGAGGCUGCUCCAGCUUCUGACGCUGCUGCUGUUCCAGAGGCUGCUCCAGCUUCUGACGCUGCUCCAGAACCUGAGGCUGCUCCAGUUCCAGAGGCUGCUCCAGAACCUGAGGCUGCUCCAGUACCUGAGGCUGCUGCUGUUCCAGAGGUUGCUCCAGCUCCAGAAGCCGCUCCGCUUCCAGUGCCUGAAUCUCAACCAGCCCAAGCAGCUCCAGCUGGAGGUAGUUACAAUUCUCCCCCACCUCCUGCGGCCAGUGCCGACGGCUACCAAAAACUUGGAGUGAAAGCUCAAUGA